Molecule: messenger RNA, 1157 nt
Organism: Lytechinus variegatus (green sea urchin)
Lineage: Eukaryota; Metazoa; Echinodermata; Echinoidea; Temnopleuroida; Toxopneustidae
Gene: btbd19
Product: BTB/POZ domain-containing protein 19-like
Exons: 6
Coding region: 182-1057 (291 amino acids)
Molecular function (GO): protein binding
Source: RefSeq, a predicted model, not a curated record
UCAGCGCGCGAUGCAUCGAGGAGUGGUGCCGGCCGGUACCUUUUCGAAAGUUUCAUCCCCGAUAGGCGCGACGGCGCUGCCGAAGGUUCCCCGGUUGCUAACGGAAGCUGUCUCAUGGUAACCGAUCUGCUUCAUUUCGACGGCAUCUGUUUUCGGAAUAUUAUUUUGAAGGGAUGUAAAAAUGGGAAGCGAAAUUCUGAUGAAGGGAGAUCCUGUGCCCUUCGCCAGGUCGAUGGGCCGGUUAAUAAACUGCAAAGAAUUUAGUGAUGUCAAGUUCAUCGUCGGCGAGUCACGGCAGCACAUCUUUGCGCACCGCUGCCUCCUCGUGUCGAGAUGUGAAGUCUUCAAGGCGAUGUUUGCAGAGAAGGUCGUGAAGGAGACAAGCACCAACGUGCCUCUAGUGCUGUCUGACGUUGAACCUGAUAUCUUCAUGGUGGUCUUGGAGUUCAUCUACACUAACUGUGCAUCACUCUGUGCGAAGACGGUUGUUGAUGUGCUAGCGUCUAGCAUAGAGUAUGGUCUUGACGAGCUGAGGAAGCUGUGUAAUGCGUACCUGAUUAGAAACCUCUCUAUAGCCACUGCCUGUGAAACCAUGCAGGCUGCAGUCACCUACGGCCAAGACGACCUCAAACUCACCACACUGGGUUUUAUCGAGGAGCAUACUCAGGAAGUUUUCAGAACUAAGCAGUUCCAGGAACUCUCGGACCAAGCUCUUGCGGUUAUCCUGCAGAGCAGUCGUCUCUUGAUGGACGAGAUAGACAUCUUAGAAACCAUCAAGGAGUGGGCAUCGGUCAACUCUGCUGUCCAAGGUGUGCCUUUGAUGAAGGUCAUCAACAGUGUCAUCCAGCAUGUCCGGUUCCCGCUCUUCAACGAGACAGAGCUGCAGAAGUUAGAGACUGACAACCAAGCACAGCACAUUGUACCUAUUGCGAUGAUAGCAUUUGCUUGGAAGUUCCAUGCUCUCCACCAAUCAGAUGGCACCAACCCACAAACCAAACUAAGAAGAGGGACCACUCACAGAGACAGCCACAAGGGACUAACACCAUGGGAUCAUUGAUGUCAAAUGUGUCACUGGUUUCACGAAGAUUUAAAUAUGACUUAGAAUUGCUCCUAAUGCCUACUUGCUUACGGUAUAAAAGGCAUGACUGCACAGGUCA